AGAGAGAGGGAGUGUGUGAGUGUGAGGGAGCCAAGAAGCCCUCCAUCCAUCUCUCCAUCCUUCCCUCCAUCCCUUGGAAGGGAAAAGAGGGCUUGAGAGACUGCGGUUGGCACUUGUUCCUUGAAGACUGGGGAAGAAGAAGAAGAAGACCAAGCCUUAGAAAUGAUGUGCGAAGUGAUGCCAACGAUAAACGAGGACACCCCAAUGAAUCAACGGGGGUCCCAGAGCAGUGGGUCAGACUCGGAUUCUCACUUUGAGCAGCUCAUGGUGAAUAUGCUGGAUGAAAGGGAUCGUCUUCUCGACACACUCCGAGAGACACAGGAGAGUCUGUCUCUUGCACAGCAACGCCUUCAGGAUGUCAUUUAUGACCGAGACUCACUCCAGAGACAACUCAAUUCAGCACUGCCCCAGAUGACGGUUGCUGCUGGUACGAGCAUUGAGAAUAACAUUCAAAGGACCAUAUCCUGCCCUAAUGAAUUUGCUGCACUUACAAAAGAACUAAAUGCUUGCAGGGAACAACUACUGGAGAAAGAAGAAGAAAUUUCUGAACUGAAGGCUGAAAGAAAUAACACAAGACUGUUACUGGAACAUUUGGAGUGCCUUGUUUCAAGACAUGAAAGGUCACUGAGAAUGACAGUGGUGAAACGUCAAGCACAGUCCCCUUCAGGGGUUUCCAGUGAAGUUGAAGUGCUGAAGGCACUGAAAUCUUUGUUUGAACAUCACAAAGCUUUAGAUGAAAAGGUAAGAGAACGACUGAGGGUUUCUUUAGAAAGAGUCUCGGCACUUGAAGAGGAGCUAGCAGCUGCUAAUCAGGAGAUUAUAGCUAUGCGUGAACAAAAUGCACACAUUCAGAGGAAAAUGGCCACAGGAGAAGGCCUUCUUGACUCAGAGCAUAUCAAAGGAAUGGAGCCUGGGCAAAAAGUUCAUGAAAAGCGUCUAUCUAAUGGCUCUAUAGACUCAACCGAUGAAAACAGUCACUUGAUGGAACUACAGGAACUUCUUGAAAAGCAAAAUUAUGAAAUGGCUCAGAUGAAGGACCGCUUGGCUUCCUUGUCUUCUAGAGUUGGGGAGGUAGAACAAGAUGCAGAAACAGCUAGAAAGGACCUAAUUAAAACUGAAGAACUGAACAGCAAAUAUCAGAGAGACAUAAGAGAGGCUAUGGCACAGAAAGAAGACAUGGAAGAAAGGAUUACUACCCUUGAGAAGCGUUACCUGAGUGCCCAGAGGGAAUCAACCUCAAUACAUGACAUGAAUGAUAAGCUUGAAAAUGAGCUGGCAAACAAGGAGGCCCUCCUGAGACAGAUGGAAGAAAAAAAUAGACAGCUGCAAGAACGUCUUGAGCUAGCUGAACAAAAACUGCAACAAACAAUGAGAAAAGCUGAGACGUUGCCUGAAGUAGAAGCGGAACUGGCUCAGAGAAUUGCAGCACUCACUAAGGCAGAAGAAAGACAUGGGAACAUCGAAGAACGCAUGAGGCAUUUGGAGGCUCAGUUGGAAGAAAAGAAUCAGGAACUCCAAAGAGCCAGGCAACGAGAAAAAAUGAAUGAAGAGCACAACAAGAGAUUAUCAGAUACAGUAGACAGACUUUUGACAGAAUCUAAUGAGCGCCUACAGCUACACCUAAAAGAGAGAAUGGCAGCACUGGAAGAAAAAAAUGUUUUGAUACAAGAAUCAGAAAACUUUAGAAAAACCCUGGAAGAAUCAUUACAUGAUAAGGAAAGGUUGGCAGAUGAAAUAGACAAGCUAAGAAUUGAAUUGGAUCAGAUGAAAAUAAGGACAGGUUCUUUAAUUGAUUCCACAUUGUCAAGACCCCAUCUUGAUUCAUCGGCAGAGCUGAGGUACUCUGUGGGUUCAUUAGUUGAUAGUCAACCUGAUUAUAGAUCUACUAAAGUGAUAAGAAGACCUAGAAGAGGCCGCAUGGGAAUCCGGAGAGAUGAACCAAAGGUGAAAUCCCUUGGAGAUCAUGAGUGGAACAGAAGUCAACCAAUUGGAGUUCUGAGUAGCCAUCCAUUUGAGAGUGACACUGAAAUGUCAGAUAUUGAUGAUGAUGACAGAGAUACAAUUUUUAGCUCCAUGGACCUUCUAUCACCAAGUGGACAUUCUGAUGCCCAGACACUUGCCAUGAUGCUUCAGGAGCAACUGGAUGCAAUAAAUAAAGAAAUCAGGCUAAUCCAGGAGGAGAAAGAAUCAACAGAACUGCGUGCUGAAGAAAUAGAGAACAGAGUAGCCAGUGUAAGUCUAGAAGGCUUAAAUCUGGCCCGGAUGCACCCUGGUACAUCUAUUACAGGCUCGAUUACAGCUUCUUCACUUGCAAGCUCUUCUCCUCCCAGUGGGCACUCAACUCCUAAACUCACUCCCCGUAGUCCAGCCAGAGAGAUGGAUCGGAUGGGCAUCAUGACACUGCCAAGUGAUCUCAGGAAGCACCGCAGAAAGAUUGCAGUAGUUGAAGAAGAUGGACAUGAAGACAAAGCCACAAUAAAAUGUGAAACCUCUCCUCCUUCGACACCUAGAGCUAUUAGAAUGACUCAUACUCUACCUUCGUCAUAUCAUAAUGAUGCCAGAAGUAGCUUGCCUGCAUCCUUGGAACCAGAAAGCAUUGGUUUUGGCAGUGUCAGUAGCAGCCAGGAUUCCCUACACAAAGCUCCCAAGAAGAAAGGAAUCAAGUCUUCAAUAGGACGUUUGUUCGGUAAAAAAGAGAAGGCACGACUUGGACAGAUCAGAGGUUACAUAGAAACAGAAGCUGCAGCGCAGGAAUCUCUGGGAUUAGGCAAACUUGGAACACAGGCAGAGAAAGACCGAAGACUAAAGAAAAACACAUCUGGGCAUGAACUUCUGGAAGAGGCUCGGAGGAAGGGGUUGCCUUUUGCACAAUGGGAUGGGCCUACAGUGGUUGCAUGGCUAGAGUUGUGGCUGGGAAUGCCUGCAUGGUAUGUUGCUGCAUGCCGGGCAAAUGUGAAAAGUGGAGCAAUUAUGUCUGCAUUGUCAGAUACUGAAAUUCAGAGGGAAAUUGGAAUCAGCAACCCUCUCCAUCGCUUAAAGCUCCGUUUGGCAAUCCAGGAGAUGGUAUCACUCACAAGUCCCUCAGCCCCUCCAACAUCUAGAACGCCCUCAGGCAAUGUUUGGGUGACCCAUGAAGAAAUGGAAACACUUGCUGCUCCAGCUAAAACGAAAGAUAAUGAGGAAGGCAGUUGGGCUCAGACCCUGGCUUAUGGUGACAUGAACCAUGAAUGGAUUGGUAAUGAGUGGCUACCCAGCCUGGGAUUACCACAGUACAGAAGUUACUUUAUGGAGUGCUUGGUAGAUGCAAGGAUGUUAGACCACUUGACGAAAAAAGAUCUCCGUGUACACUUAAAAAUGGUGGAUAGCUUUCAUCGAACAAGUCUCCAGUAUGGAAUCAUGUGUUUAAAAAAACUGAAUUAUGACAGAAAAGAGCUAGAAAGGAGAAGAGAAGCAAGUCAGCAUGAAAUAAAAGAUGUGCUUGUAUGGAGUAAUGACAGAGUGAUACGCUGGAUACAAGCAAUUGGACUACGAGAAUAUGCAAACAAUGUGCUAGAAAGUGGUGUACAUGGAUCACUCAUAGCCCUUGAUGAUAACUUUGAUUACAGUAGUUUAGCUUUAUUAUUGCAGAUCCCAACACAGAAUACACAGGCACGACAGAUCCUUGAGAGAGAAUACAACAAUCUAUUGGCACUAGGAACAGAUAGACGACUUGAUGAAAGUGAUGACAAGAAUUACAGGCGUGGUUCUUCCUGGCGAAGACAAUUUCCUCCACGUGAAGUCCAUGGGAUCAGCAUGAUGCCUGGCUCUUCAGAAACACUGCCAGCUGGAUUCAGGUUAACUACAACAUCAGGACAGUCACGAAAAAUGGCAACUGAUGUUGCUUCAGCACGGUUGCAGAGGCUAGAUAGUUCUACAGUUCGCACAUAUUCAUGCUGACAAGACUAGCAUGGAACAGAGUUCUGACCUGAACUAAUAUGCCACCUUUUUCUUCUACUUUACCUGAAGUGCACUACCACCAUCUUAAGAAAAGAAGCUUUUUAUUCCAAGAACAGGGUAAUAGGGAAGAAAACAUAGAUGUUUAUCAGAUUAAAAUGUGUGGUGAUCUUGUUACAUAUUAAGU
Sceloporus undulatus (fence lizard) is the source of this 4120-nucleotide messenger RNA. RefSeq names its product PTPRF interacting protein alpha 2 (gene PPFIA2). Gene Ontology annotation, cellular component: presynaptic active zone. Gene Ontology annotation, molecular function: protein binding. Lineage: Eukaryota; Metazoa; Chordata; Lepidosauria; Squamata; Phrynosomatidae. The record is from RefSeq and is a predicted model, not a curated record. The coding region runs from base 163 to 3936 and encodes 1257 amino acids. Gene Ontology annotation, biological process: synapse organization. The transcript is spliced from 33 exons.